CCAGCAGUAGGAUAUUUGUUGAAUAGCCAGAAUGUUCUCCCUGUCCAUGAUGGUGGGACUGGUUCCCAUCGUGUCUCUGUUCGGUUUGUUUUACUCUGCUGCUGUAGAUGAGAACUUCCCUCAGGGCUGCACCAGCAGCAACAGUCUGUGUUUCUACAGCCUGCUGCUGCCAGUAACCAUCCCCGUCUACGUCUUGUUCCACCUCUGGAGCUGGAUGGGGAUCAAGCUCUUCAGGCACAACUAAGCUGCUCAUCCUGAAAAUUCAUAUUCAGAAAAAAUGCAACAUUUUCAGAUAAAUUUCUGUCACUUUCUUAGAUUCUCGAUGCUUAAGUUUUUUUGAAAUCUUUUCAUACAAAGAUGCUGAAUUGUUAGAUGGAGCUGGUUUGCUUUUAACUGGAGGUAGAAAUAUUUACCAAUAGGUACCAAUCCCAGUUUAUAUGUCAAAUAUAUUGGUGUAAAAUGGGAUCCAAUGUAAACAUCUCCCCCAAAAAUCUAUCUGCUUAUUAAGAUGAAAUAAACUUCAGCACAUGAGUUUA
Molecule: messenger RNA, 536 nt
Organism: Cyprinodon tularosa
Lineage: Eukaryota; Metazoa; Chordata; Actinopteri; Cyprinodontiformes; Cyprinodontidae
Product: phosphatidylinositol N-acetylglucosaminyltransferase subunit Y-like
Exons: 1
Coding region: 32-244 (70 amino acids)
Source: RefSeq, a predicted model, not a curated record